GGCGCCUUUAAGGUGAAUGGGCGUCUCUGUCAGUGGUAACCCCUGGCAGAGACUAUAAAGUGCGGGCCGGCCGGCAGCGCCGGCACUGUGGCAGUGCACUGGCGGGGCACCAUGUCGGUGGGACGGGCGGACGCGGACGCGGACGAUGACCUCCGCCAGGUGAAGGCGCUGACCGAGAAGCUGAAGCUUCAGACCCGGAGGCCGUCGUUCGCCGAGUGGAAGGAGCGGCUGGAGUUGCAGCCCUGGAAGGGCAGCGGGGAGCCGGGAGCAGGGGGUAGGAGCGGGCUGUCCCCCGGGCACACGGCCGACAUCUCCCACCACAACAUGUGUGGCUUUGCCAACAUCGGCGAGGCUCUGGGCUGGCUGAGGGUGCAGCUCCGAGAGAUGCAGUCCCUGGAUCACCAGUUGGCCCGGAAGCUGAUCUGCCUGCGGAGGGAGAUUCACCGACUGAAGGUGGAGCAGGUCUGUCACCAGCACAAGGAGAUGUUGGACGAUGUAACGUACGGACUGGAGGAGUGUGAGGAGCAGUCCGACCUUCUCUGUGACAUCCCCCUCAAAGCUGCCUUCAGUCUCUCCACACCCCUCAAACACAUCGGGGUGACGAAAAUGAACAUCAACUCCAGAAGGUUCUCUCUCUCCUGAUCCAACACUGAGUCAAUUCAGCAGAGGGACUCCCAGUAAAAAGAACUGAUGAGUGGAUUGUUGCUGAGCCCCUCACUCUGAGGUCAUUGUCUGUUACCUUUCACUGCAAUCUGGUUUCGUCAACCUCUGAUUUAAAUCUCCCUUCAAUGUAUUCGAACAAGGGCUGCAAGGGUCAUAGGCAGUGCGGAGAUGGUGUGUGUGCUGGCUGGUGGUGCUGUGAGCGGGUGUACCAUCAGGGUAAUGUUGAUGGAGUUUAAUGCUGUACCACUGAGACUCUGAUAUGCAGGCAGACGGCGUCUGGUGGCGGUGAGAGGGGUGGGAGGGGGGAGCUGGGCUGUUUGUUUCUUAACUGCCAUUUCACACACACAGGCAACCUCAAGUCAACACAGGAAAUGCUGAGAACAGUCAGCAGGACAGUCAGUGUCUGUGAGACAUAGACAAUGUUUCAGGACAGUGAUAUUUUGCCAGACUUUUCAAGUAGGUCUCCUAAGACUGGCUGAAUAUCCCACACAGAUACUGUCAUUGGUGGAGAUGCAAGACCAAAUGCUAAACCAGCCUGGACCUCACCAGAGCUGGUAAACUUAUAAAACUCCUCAACACUGAUUUUGGUUUAUCAUUGUCACACGUACUGAGGUACAGCAAAAAGCUUUUGUUUGCAUGCCGUCCAUACAGAUCAUCUCAUCACAUCAGUCCACUGAGGCAGUACAAGGGAAAACAAUAACAAUGCAGAAUAUGUUGUUACAGUUACAGAGGAAGUGCAGUGCAGGCGGACAGUAAGGUGCGAGGGCCAGUGUCAGAUCCAGCCUGAUGUCACUGGAUGGCGGAGCAGGACAGAGGGGCUGCGUGGGUUACCCCUGCUCCUGUCUCUUGUGUUCCAAAGAGCACUUUGCUGCAGGAAGUGAAGUGAAAGUAAAACUCUAAGCCUGCUCCUUGUGUUCCUGCCCUCCAGACUCAAGCUGUCAAAACUUACCUGCCCCUACUGCUCCAACAAUGCCCCAUGAAAGGGCAUUUAAACCUCCCUGGUGCCAAGCAUUACAGAGUAUGUAAAUAAACAGGGUCAAAGUACACAGGUCACCAGUAGUGGACACAGUGAGAACCUACCCCCAGAACUAACAGGGCAUCUGAUGGUACUGUAAGCACAUGUGGGUCUGACCAAAUCCCAUUCCCACCCUUGGCCUUGUUCAGUGACUUUCUUUAACAUCAAGGACCCAUCCUGUAUUGUUUCUACCAUUUGUUGCAGUCUUGUUUUAAAAGCAUCUCUCUGCUUUUAUUUAAUCACUUUUCCUGCAGUGCAUCAUGUUUUUGUUCUCCUCCACAUUUCAGGGCAGGCUGCCCUCAACUCCACUACACAUAACGGACGGUAUUAUCUCAUUGCCACAGACGUAGCUUCAAAGUUCGCUCUGGUGUACUGCACUGUCUGUAUCACCGCCCUAUCCCCUGAAAUCUAGUGUACUGGCACUGUCUGUAUCACCCUGGCCUGUGAAAUCUCACUCCAGUGUACUAGCACUGCCCUGGCCUGUGAAAUCUCACUCUGGUGUACUGCACUGUCUGUAUCACCGCCCUGGCCUGUGAAAUCUCACUCUGGUGUACUGCACUGUCUGUAUCACUGCCCUGGCCUGUGAAAUCUCGCUCUGGUGUACUGCACUGUUUGUAUCACUGGCCUGUGAAAUCUCGCUCUGGUGUACUGCACUGUCUGUAUCACCGCUCUGGCCUGUGAAAUCUCGCUCUGGUGUACUGCACUGUCUGUAUCACUGCCCUGGCCUGUGAAAUCUCGCUCUGGUGUACUGCACUGUCUGUAUCACUGCCCUGGCCUGUGAAAUCUCGCUCUGGUGUACUGCACUGUCUGUAUCACUGCCCUGGCCUGUGAAAUCUCGCUCUGGUGUACUGCGCUGUCUGUAUCACUGCCCUGGCCUGUGAAAUCUCGCUCCGGUGUACUGCACUGUCUGUAUCACCACCCUGGCCCAUGAAAUCUCGCUCCGGUGUACUGCACUGUCUGUAUCACCGCCCUGGCCCGUGAAAUCUUGCUCCAGUGUACUGCACUGUCUGUAUCACUGCCCUGGCCCAUGUCAAUUGCCUCAGCUUCCCUUUGGUGCCGGUUCCUUUUAACAAUGAUGGUAAAUUAGAGACUCAUUUUACCGUCACAACAAAACUGAAAACCUGGGCUCUGCUACCUCAACCUGUGCCUCUGAAACCAUCUCCUCCCCCAAAUCUCUCCAGUGCUCUUCUCCCUAAUGGUCCCCUUUAACACCUGAUUCUUUGAUCAUGCCUGAUCUCUACUGUCCAAAACAAUUGUCCAGCAAUGCUUCAAUAAAGCACCUCAGAUAUUUUCCCAUUAAUCUUGUUGUCUCUAUGCUUGAAGGGCUAAAUUAUGAGUUAUAUUCAUGGUGAAAUGAGGAGUUUCUGGUUUGUUCCAAACUGAUUUCAGAGUUGAAGUGAGAUGGAUGGGUUGGCACCAGCCAAGGGUUGAGAGAGAGAAGAAGAGAAAGGACAAUUUAACUCAAAGUUAAUCAUAAUUGGUUUACAUAUGAGAAAUAUUGAGCUGCACACGCAGGUUUGAAGUGCUGCCUCCUGUUGCAUUUCUGUACUUUGGAGAUAUGAGUGGGCACAGGGCAGUUGCAUUAUCCACUGAAUUUUUAUUCCUCUUUUAUUCUUAUAUUCCUCGGAGAUGAAGUUCUCCAGGCGUUUUCCCAGUCAGUUGGGAAUUUCAUGGUAAUUCAUGGAAAAUCAUGGAAAAUGAGUGGGAAAACACUGGUAGAAAUUCACCCCUGAACCAUGUAACUUUCAGAUUGUCACUAUUAAGCCUUGUAUCGUUUCUCGUGAUUUUAAAUACAAUAAAAAUGUUAUUU
Molecule: messenger RNA, 3488 nt
Organism: Pristis pectinata (smalltooth sawfish)
Lineage: Eukaryota; Metazoa; Chordata; Chondrichthyes; Rhinopristiformes; Pristidae
Gene: fam167b
Product: family with sequence similarity 167 member B
Exons: 2
Coding region: 112-642 (176 amino acids)
Source: RefSeq, a predicted model, not a curated record